UAAGGGGUGGUUCUUCUCAAUCGCAUGUUGCUGCAUUGUCUAAUGUUCUUGCUCAAUGGAGAAAUCGUUAGCUUAAAUCUAGAGUUUUUAAUUUAUUUGAGAGAAUUCGUUAACUUAACGAAUUAAGUUAGCAGUUGGAAUAUGAAUGUGUUCAUAACCUAUUAUGUUGAAAACAAAGAAGGGGCCAUCGGUAGCGGAGACUGGAUAUAUACUACAAAAGGGGAAGAUUUUCAGAGGAUUUCCCCCCAGAUAUGGAAUAUGUAACAGUAUUCUUAAUAGGUUAUAUUAUUUAAUACAAAUGGUGACUGUUUAAAUAAGUUUCCUACCAACAAAAUGUUUUGAAAAAGCAUUUGGCUUAUUUUUUUACAUUUAUAAUUCAUGCAGUUUAUUUGUCACACCACAGGAAUGUUUAAAAAUAACUAAUGUAGACAAAUAACAAUUUUGGAAAGGAUAAUUAUAAUUAUAACAAUAUAAUUUAUAUAAUUCUUAAUAUAUUUAUAAUGUAAUAUACAUUAUCACGUUUGUGUAUAUAAAGUAGGCUAUAAUAAAUUAUAAUAAUUAUUUUUUAUUUUAGUUGUAAAUUAAAAUCUGUUAUGGAUACGAGAAAGAAAACAAACGGUUGAACGGUCACGUGAAAACAAACCUAUGGCGUCAUCAUCACGCGUCUCGUGUUAUUAAACCGGAUGUUUCAUUUGUACCGCUACUAGUGAUUGUUACCUUAUUUACUGAAACAUAUAGCAACGUACACGUUAUCUGCUGUCAGUAUUGUGAUUUGACAUCUCACGAUGUCUGUAAUUUACGUAAGCUACAAUGUAACGCAUUAGCAAGCCUUUCAUUCAGACAAAACAGCCGAAUGAAAUCGCCACACGUAGACAGACAGCCGUUAAACGACUAAAACAUCAACAUCAAGUGCUUGUGUUGACUGCUUAGACUCCAGUGCACCAUGGGUGCUGAACAGAGUGGAGAUGCUGAACAUAAACAUUCAGACUUCAGUGCUUCAGUUGUACCCUCUCCAGCCAAGCAAAGAGCCAAAAUGGAUGAUAUAGUAGUUGUUGCCCAAGGAACUCAGUCAUUACGGAAUAUCCAUAAUGAUCCAGAUGUAAUAAAGCUACAGGAAAUUCCCACUUUUCAGCCUCUUCUAAAAGGUGUGCUCAGUGGGCAAACCUCCCCCAGCACUGUCUGUUUAGAAAAGCUGGAUUCCGCACAGGUCCUGCAGCUGUGCGUCCGAUAUCAGGAUCAUCUACACCAGUGUGCGGAGGCUGUUGCCUUUGACCAGAAUGCUCUGGUCAAGAGGAUCAAAGAGAUGGAUCUCUCAGUGGAGGCGCUAUUCAGCAUCAUGCAGGACAGGCAAAAGCGUUACGCCAAAUACGCUGAACAGAUCCAAAAGGUCAAUGAGAUGUCGAUGAUUCUGAGACGCAUCCAGAUGGGCAUCGACCAGACGAUCCCACUGAUGGAGCGUCUCAACAACCUGCUGCCCGAGAGCGAGCGUCUGGAAGCCUUCAGCAUGAAGCCUGAUGGAGACAUCAAAUAGAAUCUGGCAUCAGUUGGAAAAUAGAGUUCAUACUGGGUUCAUACUAAUUAACUUGUGCUUUACAGACCCACCUCUGCUCGUUACCUAUGGUACUUCGCACUUUGCCAGGAUAAGGUAUUUUCUGGCCUAAAACAAGUUACAUGGUACAAAAAGUAAUGAAAUGGUAAAGGCAUGUGUAUAUAUUUACUUAAUAGGCUUAAUUGUGUGCUUUUAAUGGGCAUGAGAAGAUACAAUUCUACCUUUGUAAUAUAAAAUGUUAUUUAAUGAGUCAUUAUUGCAUAUGAUGCUCUUGAGAGGCUGUCCAUCAUGUCAUUAAAGUUGUUGGCAUUAAAUUGUUUAUACACUUUCUGUUUACACAAGAGAUUUAUUAAAGAUAAUACUUUUGGAGGACA
Megalobrama amblycephala (Wuchang bream) is the source of this 1923-nucleotide messenger RNA. RefSeq names its product BLOC-1 related complex subunit 5 (gene borcs5). Gene Ontology annotation, biological process: positive regulation of anterograde synaptic vesicle transport; lysosome localization; organelle transport along microtubule. Bases 944 to 1531 code for a protein of 195 amino acids. Gene Ontology annotation, cellular component: cytoplasmic side of lysosomal membrane; synaptic vesicle membrane; BORC complex. The record is from RefSeq and is a predicted model, not a curated record. The transcript is spliced from 5 exons. NCBI's taxonomy places the organism in Eukaryota, Metazoa, Chordata, Actinopteri, Cypriniformes, Xenocyprididae.